This is a messenger RNA of Rodentolepis nana, 309 nucleotides long. NCBI's taxonomy places the organism in Eukaryota, Metazoa, Platyhelminthes, Cestoda, Cyclophyllidea, Hymenolepididae. The record is from the annotation of a GenBank genome assembly.
AUGUAUUCAGGUGAUGGAAGUAUUGACUACAAGGAAUUCGUAUCUCUCAUGGCAACAUAUUAUGAAAAUCAACACGAGGAAAAAUCCCAAAGUGAAAUUUAUCGCGAGGCGUUUAAUAGGUUCGAUGUAAAUAAGGAUAAUGUAAUUGACUCAAAUGACCUCAAAGCCUUAAUGGAAGACCUUGGAACUGAAUUGAGGGAGAGUGAUAUAGUCGAAAUGAUUCAAGAAGCGGAUAAAAAUGGAGACGGAGUUGUCGAUUAUGAUGAAUUUGUCGGAUUAUUUGAAUCACAGAAUGGCCAUUUCAGUUGA